AUGUUCACUCCCACCAUCCGCCGUGCCGCGGCUAAGGCCACCUCCUCUGCCUUCGCCCCCAAGAUCGCCAUCCCUCCCAAGAUUGCCGGCUUCACCAUCCCCUCUGCUAUCCAGGCCGGCUCUCUCGCUGCCUCCUUCGGUGUCUUCGCUGGUACCGCUGCUCUCUUCAUGUUCGGCGAGAUUCCCCGUGUGCGCCGUGAUAUCCUGCAGAAGAUUCCCGGUCUGGACUCCUACUAUGACCGUCCCAUCGCCCCCGAGGACAACCCCUUCUAA
This is a messenger RNA of Penicillium diatomitis, 273 nucleotides long. RefSeq names its product cytochrome b-c1 complex subunit 10. The record is from RefSeq and is a predicted model, not a curated record. The transcript has 4 exons. The coding region runs from base 1 to 273 and encodes 90 amino acids. NCBI's taxonomy places the organism in Eukaryota, Fungi, Ascomycota, Eurotiomycetes, Eurotiales, Aspergillaceae. Gene Ontology annotation, biological process: mitochondrial electron transport, ubiquinol to cytochrome c.